Messenger RNA from Colletotrichum higginsianum IMI 349063, 252 nucleotides. RefSeq lists its product as uncharacterized. The record is from RefSeq and is a predicted model, not a curated record. The transcript has 3 exons. The coding region runs from base 1 to 252 and encodes 83 amino acids. Lineage: Eukaryota; Fungi; Ascomycota; Sordariomycetes; Glomerellales; Glomerellaceae.
AUGUCGGGCCAGAUCGAGUACAAUCAGAUGCCAAGAGAGCCCGCGCCAGCCGUGCUCUCAGAACGCAGCUUCAGCGCCGAGCAACCUCGCCCGAACCAGCCCAUGACGAUGGACCAUACGAUGAACCUGCGCGGCGGAGGCGGCGAUGGCGGACUAAUCGACGACCCCCGCUUCCUCAAGGCCGUCUGCUGCGGGAUCUGCGCCGGCCUCUGCUGCUACGAGUGCUGCGACUGCUGCUGCUGCUGCUGCUAG